Macadamia integrifolia is the source of this 969-nucleotide messenger RNA. Its product is annotated as MATH domain and coiled-coil domain-containing protein At3g58200-like. The record is from RefSeq and is a predicted model, not a curated record. Gene Ontology annotation, molecular function: protein binding. The transcript is spliced from 2 exons. The coding region runs from base 1 to 969 and encodes 322 amino acids. Lineage: Eukaryota; Viridiplantae; Streptophyta; Magnoliopsida; Proteales; Proteaceae.
AUGAAGUCUAGCCAAUCCGAAGCAGCUUCAUCGUCGUCCACUACAGCGUUUUCCGACCCACCACAGCAACCGCUGGCAGUUCCAGCGACAACAUCAUCAUCGACGGCAUCAGAGAAAAUGGCUUGUCUACCGAUAUCAGCUGCAGAAGAAACCUUUGGGUCCCGCGAAGGGGGCGGCCAGGAAUCGGUCUCCGUCGAGCGCCGUGGAGAUCAUUCUGUGGUUUGUCGAUGGACGGUCGUCAAUUUCCCCAAAGUGAAGGCUAGGGCACUAUGGAGCCGUUACUUUGAGGUGGGAGGAUACGACUGUCGUCUCCUUGUAUACCCUAAAGGAGACUCUCAAGCCCUCCCUGGUUACUUCUCCAUCUACCUCCAAGUCAUGGAUCCUCGAGGUUCCUCUUCUUCUAAAUGGGAUUGUUUCGCUAGUUAUCGGCUCUCCAUCAUUAAUCACCUCGACGAGGCCAAGUCCAUUCAGAGGGACUCAUGGCAUCGAUUCUCAAGCAAGAAGAAAUCUCACGGUUGGUGCGACUUCACCCCCUCUUCCACAAUUCUUGAUCCCAAAGCUGGUUUCCUUUUCAAUAACGACUCUGUUCUCAUCACUGCUGAUAUCCUCGUAUUGAAUGAAUCCAUUUCCUUCACAUGUGAUAACAAUGAGGUACAGUCUUCUUCCUCAUCGUCCUCAGUUGUCGUCGCAGGUCCUGUUUCUGAUGUAUUGAGUGGGAAGUUCAUUUGGAGGGUUCGCAAUUUCAGUCUUUUUAAGGAGAUGAUCAAAACCCAGAAGAUAAUGAGCCCUGUUUUCCCUGCUGGGGAAUGUAAUCUUCGGAUUAGUGUCUACCAGAGUUCCGUCAAUGGGGUUGAGUAUCUCUCAAUGUGUCUGGAGAGCAAGGACACCGAGAAGUCUGUCGUUCCGGAUCGGAGCUGCUGGCUGUGGACCUCUACCUCUCUUGUUGCUCCUUUAAAAAUCCUGUUGUGA